AUGAAGAUUAUUAUUGGAAUAAUUAUACUUGUUGGCAUUGCAUUAUUAACAAAUGCCCGAGAAAUUCCAAGGAUUGUUGGUGGAAAUGUAGCUCCGCUUGGAUCACGACCUUUUCAAGUAUCUUUGCGAUCAGAUUUAAACCGACAUUUUUGUGGUGGUUCAAUAAUCAACGAAAAAUGGAUUUUAACAGCAGCUCAUUGUAUCAAAAGUAAAACAGAGUCAUCAGUAAUAGUCGUGGUAGGAACAAAUAGUUUAUCAACAGGUGGUGAAAAAUACAAAGCUGAUUUGUUGAUUGUUCAUGAAAAAUAUGAAAGUUUAAUAUUUGCAUAUGACAUUGGUUUAAUUCGAACAGCAGAAAGAAUUAAAUUUUCCGAAAAAAUUAGCUCAAUUGAUUUACCAACAAGUGAUUUUAAUAAAAUUGAUUAUCCAGGUAAAUUAUCUGGUUGGGGAACAACAGAAUAUGGUGGUCAAUCUCCAGAUAAACUUCAAGAACUUGAUUUAAUGAUUAUUUCACAAAGUAAAUGUCAGUCUUAUUUUGGUAAUGUUGGUAAUCAUCACAUUUGUGGAAUGACAAGAGCUGGUCAAGGUGCUUGUCAUGGUGACUCAGGUAGUCCACUGACUUCUGAUGGAGUUGUUGUUGGUCUAGCUUCAUUUGUUCGUCCAUGUGCUGUUGGAUUCCCUGAUGUUUACACGAGGGUUUGGACUUUUAUGGAUUGGAUCCAGAGCAACAUCAAAGAGAAUUAAAUUCUUCAAGUUGAAAUAUAGAGACAACA
Messenger RNA from Aphidius gifuensis, 773 nucleotides. RefSeq names its product chymotrypsin-2-like. Gene Ontology annotation, biological process: proteolysis. The transcript has 5 exons. Gene Ontology annotation, molecular function: serine-type endopeptidase activity. The record is from RefSeq and is a predicted model, not a curated record. The coding region runs from base 1 to 744 and encodes 247 amino acids. NCBI's taxonomy places the organism in Eukaryota, Metazoa, Arthropoda, Insecta, Hymenoptera, Braconidae.